This is a messenger RNA of Solanum tuberosum (potato), 1017 nucleotides long. RefSeq lists its product as uncharacterized. Gene Ontology annotation, cellular component: plasma membrane. The coding region runs from base 1 to 903 and encodes 300 amino acids. The transcript is spliced from 3 exons. The record is from RefSeq and is a predicted model, not a curated record. NCBI's taxonomy places the organism in Eukaryota, Viridiplantae, Streptophyta, Magnoliopsida, Solanales, Solanaceae. Gene Ontology annotation, molecular function: protein binding.
AUGAGAUUUUAUGGUCUUUUAAACAAGAAGGAUAUCCAAGGAAACACUGUUUUGCAUCUUGCUACGUCAACUAAGCAAUUCGAGGUUGUUGAUCUAUUACUCGACGAAAAUUUUGUUGCUAAAGGCACUAUUGAUGUGAAUUCUUUGAACAAAGGAGGCCUUACACCUUUGGAAGUACUACUUAAGGAAUGUGGAGAUAGAGAUAUUGAGGAGAUUCUAAGAACAUCUGGUGCUGUAUCUGCUGAACACUUGCAAACUUCGCAACAAGAAGGUUUGCCACAAUCUUGGGUUGUUCCAGUUCAAGAUCCAUCAAAUGAACAAUCCAGCAUAGAACAAACAAGGGACGAUGGGCCUCGAUCUAAUUCUAAGAAGCUUCAGGAUUUCUUCAAGUACAAUAAAACCAAAGAUUGUCCAGGAAAAGUAAGAGACACCCUUCUUGUUAUAGCUAUUUUAAUUGCAACAGCAACUUAUCAAACAGUACUUAGUCCACCAGGAGGUGUUUGGCAGGACACUUACUGGCCUGAUCACAAUAACAGCAGCAGUAGUGAUGGCAUAAUGUCCUUGCGACGAAUUGCAGGACAAUCAGUGAUGGGAACCAACAAUCCAAUUUCCUAUGGCUUGUUCUUGGUUUUCAACUCUAUCGGAUUUUUCGUGUCCCUUCACACUAUAAAUUUCCUGACCAUAGGAUUUCCUUUGCAAUUGGAACUGCAGAUCUCACUUGUUGCCUUGAUAGCAACCUAUGAUACUGUGAUGUCUGCCAUAACGCCUAACCGGGGAAUUUCUCUCUUAUUUACUAUCUUUUCCAUAGUGUUUCCAGUAUUCUUGCCUCACAUUACAAAGUUAUUGAGAAACCAUUGCAAGAAACCUAAAUUUAUUAUCAAGAUUUGUGAACUGUUUAGAUAGUUGAACAACAUCUUCCUAUAAAUAGUUUAGAGCUCGUGUCCUAGUACUUUAGGGCUCGAGUGGAGCUUGUUCAUUGACUAAUGCCUUACCUUUGUAACAUAUAAAUAGUUUACC